Messenger RNA from Nylanderia fulva, 1896 nucleotides. RefSeq names its product putative ATPase N2B. The record is from RefSeq and is a predicted model, not a curated record. Gene Ontology annotation, cellular component: cytoplasm; mitochondrion. NCBI's taxonomy places the organism in Eukaryota, Metazoa, Arthropoda, Insecta, Hymenoptera, Formicidae. Gene Ontology annotation, molecular function: ATP binding; ATP hydrolysis activity.
AAAAGCACGUCCCCACCGUGCAGAUGAGUUCGAGGAUAUACGUGACAUUCGCACGUAUGUUUGAAUUGACAGGUGCAACGAGAAAAGCAGGUCUUUUCGUUUGUAUAUAAAUAUUAUAUAUCUUGUGAAUCAAAACGAAAUCUUGUCACACGAUCCUUCUCGUAAAAUCAAGGCGCCUUUCUUUUUUAGCCUUUCUUCACGUGUAUAAUAUUUUGCAGUCAUGACUUGCUGUCUUGUAAAGAAGUGUAUCAGUGUGAAUUAUCUUUCCCACGUGCUGGCUCGCGUUCAACCAGUAUUUUAUAUCCAAAGAUGUGGCUAUGCUCACAAUAUAGACAUAAACUUGAAUGAUGGACCAGUCAGUAUUUUGAAGCAAAAAAUAGUGAGAGGAGAGUUGAUGAAUGAUGCACAUCAGAUGAAAGUGGCACAGAUUUUGCAGAGAAUUUACCAAGAGGUACACGAUUAUAAGCCACAACAAUUAAAUUUAUUGGAAAAAUGGUUUGGCGGCAGCAAGAAAGAUAUGCCAAAAGGACUGUACAUUCAUGGAGCAGUCGGUGGAGGUAAAACAACGUUGAUGGAUCUAUUUUACAAUUGCUGCCAGAUUGAAAAUAAGAAAAGAGUUCAUUUUCACUCUUUCAUGUUGGAUGUACAUAGUAGAGUGCAUAAAGUAAAAAAGAUGAUUGUGCGAGAUACUACUAGUACCAAACUGCAACCUUUUGAUCCGAUACCUCCUGUUGCAUCCAGUAUUGCCGAAGAGACUUGGCUAUUAUGCUUUGAUGAAUUUCAGGUGACGGACGUUGCAGAUGCUAUGAUAUUGAAACGGCUAUUUACGGAGCUAUUUGAUAAUGGCAUUAUAGUAGUCGCGACUAGUAAUAGAUCGCCCGAUGAUUUGUACAAGAACGGACUACAACGGGGAAACUUCGUGCCAUUUAUAAAAGUGCUAAAGGAUCAUUGCUAUGUAUGUAACUUGGAUUCUGGAAUAGAUUACAGAUUGAGGUCGGGGACAGGAAACAAGAAAAUAUACUUCAUAAAAGGCAAGGAUGCGACAAACGACGUGGACAAAGUUUUCAAAUAUUUAUGCUCUAUGGAGAAUGAUGUGAUACGACCACGAACGAUCUCUAUAAGGGGACGCAACGUCACUUUCCGAAAAACCUGCGGGCAGGUGCUGGAUUCCACGUUCGAAGAAUUGUGUGACAGACCUCUUGGAGCAAUCGAUUAUUUGGAAUUGAGUCAAGUGUUUCAUACAAUAAUAAUAAGGGAUGUACCUCAAUUUAAUCUACGACUUAAAUCUCAAGCCAGACGAUUUAUUACUCUUAUCGAUACACUGUAUGAUAAUAGGGUACGGGUAGUUAUGUCAGCAGCUGUGCCACAUACGCAACUAUUUUUACCAGAAAAUGAAUCCGAAUAUACUGAUGAGAAAAGAAUGCUGAUGGAUGACUUAAAGAUUUCACAUGGCUCGGAAGAUCACAAAGCAAAUAUCUUUACUGGUGAAGAAGAAUUAUUUGCAUUUGAUCGCACUGUAUCACGUUUAGCUGAGAUGCAGACUUCGCAGUACUGGGAACAGUGGGAGCAUCAUAGAUAAUGAUGAUUUUAACUAGUGCAAGUAGAUUUAUGUAGUUCUAUAUGAAUUUACAGCACACAUAUUAACAAUAAAAUUUUAAAGAGAUAAUUUCACAAGUAAAAUUAUAUAAGCUUUUGUCAAAUGUGUGCGAUUUACUUAGAAUGUAGUUUUUACACUUUGUCAGUAUUUUAUUUUAUGGAAAGUAAAGGUAAAUAAUUUUUGGAAAGAAGUUUUCGAAAUCUAAUAUUAAAAUAUUUAUUUAAUUAUUUAUGAAUGUUAAACUUUAACACUAACAUCUAAAUGUAUGUUUCUGUAUCUAUGUAUCUAUGUACUUAUGU